ACCCGAAAGUGAAGAUUAUGGGAUCAAGUCAGUAUCGCUUUCGUACUUCACAAAUCGACAUCACAAUCCUCGGCUCUUAAAUAUCCCGCGUUGCCUGCAAAUGAGAUUCAAGGCAAAGCAGUGCAGCCUCCCACUCCUGCCCCAAGCCGACAUUGGUUUAGAACACGAGGCGCAACAGCCAUCAGGAACCAGGUUAAUGAUUUAAAAGAAUCCGGUAGAGAAAGCCGUUCUGUAGGUUAUACGCAAAGUGCUUGUCGAGGAUCAUUUGAUGUCAUAGAAAUGGCAACACAUAUCUUCAUAGACAAAGAGAAUGGAGAAACCGGCACAGCCACUGCUACUAAGGAUCGACUAAAACAAACUAUGGCACCUUCAAAAGUGUUUGUAGAAAGGUCUCAUCCUAAAACCCCUCUUGUUGGAAGGACAGCUAAUGUGAACCUAACAGAAUCUCAAUCAGUCAGGAAGGUUCUGGGAAGUUUGAACAGACCUCUAGCAACAACAAAGAGUCAGUUCCCUAAAGGAAAAAAGUUAUUGUCAAAAAAGGCAAAUGAAAAUACAAGCAGAACUGAAGACAACAGCAUGAUUCCUGAAGAAUGUCCAGAAAAGGAGAAUCUUUCUUAUAAUCCUCUAGAUUUUGAGAGUUUUGAUGUUCCUGAAGAGCACCGGCUGAGCCAUAUGUCUUUGACUGGAGUUCCUCUUAUGACAUUUGAUAGUGCACCUGAUAGAUUUGCAAGCAGCAUCCCUCUGCCUGCAAAACCUUUAAUUUCAUGGGACUAUGAUUGCCUGCAGUCAACUAAGAAUUUUCUGGCCACUCUGGAUGAAAUAGUAAUUGAUCUUCCCCCUCCCUUGUAACAAGUAAUAACCUAUAUUUUAAAGUUGUAUUUUUGAACAACGUUGUAACUCGUUCAAUGUUAUAAUAAGAACUUGUAGUUAUAAGUA
Messenger RNA from Thamnophis elegans (Western terrestrial garter snake), 936 nucleotides. RefSeq names its product PTTG1 regulator of sister chromatid separation, securin (gene PTTG1). Gene Ontology annotation, biological process: chromosome organization. Lineage: Eukaryota; Metazoa; Chordata; Lepidosauria; Squamata; Natricidae. The record is from RefSeq and is a predicted model, not a curated record. Gene Ontology annotation, cellular component: nucleus; cytoplasm.